AUGGUAGCAGACUAUUCAGGAGAACACAUUCUCCGCGAAGGCGAGGGUGCGUCAGGUAGCGUCAUGAAGAUGCUUCGGGAUGCGGCUCCGCCUGCGGUUAUGGUUCCCAAGUACAAAUGGCCAACGAAGUUACUAGUGAGGGCAAGAGAACCUGACCGAGCCCAGGUCACGAAGAUCGUGGAAGAAAGAGUUACCAAAAAAGUGGAAUCCGCUGAGGAUGUUACACUUGGGGCAUACUCCCCGAGCGUGAUUGUUUCACUCAUGGUUGUCGAAGUUUCGCCUGAACUUGUCACCCUGGAUGUCAACACCCAGGAUGACGGAGAGGUUGCCAAUUCGGGAUCCUGCGGAGAUGUCCCAGACGAGAUGGCUCAGAGAUCUGAAUGUGAUGCAUUCCAGGAUGACCCGAGUACAGAAGGCGAGGAUUUCGAGUUACCUACUUCUACCGUACCCGAAACACCGCUCGCAAGACUUGAUGCAGCGUACGCUAGGUGCAUGCGAGUGAGCGCCGAGCAACUCGAUUUAGAACCGGCGGUAUAUAUUCGCGAAGGGAGUGAGCUUAUGUCUCAGUUGAAGGAUCAGCUGGUUAUGCUACCCGACUUAGACGACUUCUCUCCUGAAUGUGAUAUCAAGGCUGCUGACGUUGGAGAACGUGGCGAGAGCACGGAGGCUCAAGCAAAGCAGCUGAAGGCCAUCCUGAAAAGACACCAGAAGAUCUGCUUAGGUGACGGGAAUGCUGCCCCGCCUCCGGCGAGGGGCGUCAUCUGUGAUUUAGAUGUGGGAGAUGCCAGGCCAGUUGCCCAACGACCCCGAUCGGUCGGUCCGCACUUGGCAAUUAAGGUGUAUAAGUUGCUGAAGAAGUUCCUGGAAGCUACACUGAUUGAACACUCGGAAUCGCCAUGGGCAUCCCCAAUUGGGAUCGUUCUCAAGAAGAAUGGAGUGGCCAUUCGAAUGUGCAUCGACUAUCGAGUCGUGAACAGCUUCAUUCAAUUGUCGAACUACCCACUACCACUGAUCGACGAUCUCAUUACUGGUUUCGAAGGAAUGAUGUGGUUUUUGAGUCUUGACAUGGCGAGUGGUUUCUGGGCAGUCCGAAUGACUGAGAGGGCCAAGCUGAUCUCGGCAUUUACCUGUCCAUUCGGGCAUUUCCAAUGGGUACGUAUGCCAUUCGGGUUGAAAAACGCCCCACUAAUCUACCAACAGAUGAUUACUUGCCUGAGGGGUUUUGUGCGGCUAUCACCCGAAGAAGAAGCACUCGUGGAUCAGGAUGUGUUAGACUACUUGAAGAUGGAUCCUCAGUCGUCGAGUGAGGAAAUAGAUGCAGGACGCAGUAUGACACCACUUUUGGAGCAAAUGACCGUUUUCAGGCGUAACAUUCCCGCACCAUCCCAAAUGGAGCCAGUCUUGGGGCGCAGUUCGUAUAUUGAUGAGAUCGCGCAUGGGGCGGCCACGUGGGAUCAACUAUGCGGUGAUCUAGAUGCGUUGCUCUAUCAGCUACAAUACUGGAGUAUCUCCGUUAGCUUGCUCAAGAGUGAAUUCGGGAAGCGUGGCAUACCGUACCUCUCUCGCGAGAUUGGUGCGGAAGGGAUACGUGCUACCCCGAAAAUCGUAAAAGGCAUUCAGGAGCUACCAUUCCCGGCCACCCACCCUGAAAGGAGCAGCCUGAAUUACUACCACAAAUUCAUCGAGGAUUACGCUGUGGUAGCCGCUUCACUCUAUGAAUUGACCGACGACCAA
This is a messenger RNA of Phytophthora megakarya, 1734 nucleotides long. The record is from the annotation of a GenBank genome assembly. NCBI's taxonomy places the organism in Eukaryota, Oomycota, Peronosporomycetes, Peronosporales, Peronosporaceae.